GUAUGCGUCACGGCGGUUUACACUUCGAUAUUCUUAUUGCUACCGAUGAGUCAGGGAACAAGACCCUCGGGCGCUUCACGACUGUUCCCUGUAGACGACGGACUACAAGUAUUGAGCGUCUUAUUCUAUGUUAGCAAUGGUAUUUUAAUCCAUAGAUCAAUACAGGUUUUUGAGGUCUACGUUGGCAACUGCUGGUUCCGAAGUACAACGUGCUACCAUCUCAUCGCCUCGAGGGACAAAAUAAAAAAAUUCAAAAAAAAUUCACCGCCUCAGUGUGGCACCCCACUAAAAUGCGGCGGUGGCUUUAAAAUCGAAGAGCAGAUCAAGAAAUAUUUUUUGAAUUAAAUCUCGAUAUUCCAGGAAAUAGUAGACAGAAGAAGAGAGAGCAUGGGCAAGAAGGACAAGAAAAACGCAGUGUCCAAAAAGGCUCUCAAAGCCGAGAAGGCUUUGAAGGCUCAGAACAAAGGCGCCUCGAAGCAGAAGAAGAAAGCCAGCAAACUUGCUGCUAACGACGAGGAUGCUGAUGAUGCAAACAUCGACGAUAUCCUUGCAGAGUAUGCCAAAGAGCAAGCAAACUUCCUUGCUGUCAAGAUUGUGCCCUGCGACCGCCCGAGCAAACGCCUGAACCCGACAUUAGUUGCCUCACCUCCUCAGCAUGGCCGCAAGGAGCUGUUCCUAUUUGGCGGCGAGUCCGUUAACAACGCCGGACUGGCAGAGUUCUACAAUGACCUGUUUAUUUACAACGUUGAUACAAACAUCUGGCGCCAAGUGACCUCACCGAAUACUCCGCUACCAAGAUCCGGACACGCCAUGUGCGUUCAUCCAUCAUCGGGCAUGAUUGUGCUAUUUGGCGGUGAGUUUUCCUCGCCAAAGCAGAACACAUUCUACCAUUACGGCGAUACUUGGAUACUUGACGCUUCAACUCGCGAAUGGACCCGGCUAGAAUUGAAGAAAGGUCCGUCGGCAAGAUCAGGACACAGACUGACGCCGUGGAGAAACUAUGUACUUCUGCAUGGAGGGUUCAGAGACUUGGCAGCUUCAACGACCUAUCUCGGUGACUUAUGGGCGUUCGAUAUAACGACAAUGAAGUGGACGCAGUUGGAGUUCCCUCCUAACUCCUUGAAGCCUGAGCCACGCUCAGGACACUCUUUUGUCACUACAGAGGAAGGUGCAGUUGUCUGGGGCGGCUACUCCAAAGUCAAAAAUUCCCAAAAGAAGAUUGUGGGUAAAGUGCAUUCAGACACAUGGAUGCUGAAGUUGAGUCCAGAUCUGAAGACUAUAAGAUGGGAGCGACGGCGUAAAAGUGCCUGGGCGCCAUCUCCGCGUGUCGGAUGCUCGAUGGUAUAUCACAAAGGUCGUGGUGUAUUAUUUGGAGGUGUCUAUGAUACGCAAGAAACUGAAGAGACCUUGGACUCGGUUUUCUAUAAUGAUCUUUACGCGUACCAGAUCAAUACCAACAAGUGGUUUCCGCUCACUCUACGGCCACCAAGGAAGCGGCCAGUCGCAGCAGAGCGUCCCGUGAAGAACAAAUCGAACGAGCUCGAGGAAAACUUGAAGCUUCUACUCAAUGGCCCAGGCUCUGAUGGGAAAGAUGCGAAUGACGAAUCCCAGGAUAUCAGCAUGAAUGAUUCUGAUAGCGAUGACUCGGACGAGGAAGUGACAAAGGUCGAGCACCCGAUCACGUUGGCGCUUCCUCACUCAAGAUUCAAUUGCUCCACAGCGGUCAUGCAGGAUACGAUUUACAUAUACGGAGGUAUGUGGGAGAAAGGAGACCGCGAGUUUGCCUUGGAUAGUAUGUACUCGAUCGAUCUUGGAAAAUUGGAUGGUGUGCGUGUAAUCUGGGAAACGUUUGUCGAUGAAGUUGCACGAGCCGAAGCAGAGGAUGACGAGAGUGAAGAAGACUACGAUGAUGAAGAUGACGAAGAUGACGACGAUGAAGACGACGAGGAGGUGGAAGAAGCGAACGCGGAGGAGGCACCGGAGGAGAUGGCCGUCGACGAAGCCGAAGAGCUCACUGAAGCUGCAGGCGGCAUGGCGGUCGUGGAGCCUGACCCGCGCCCAUAUCUUCCUCACCCACGCCCGUUCGAGUCGCUGCGAGUUUUCUACAACCGCACUGGCAGUGCUUUCAUGGAAUGGGCAAUUUCGAAUAACAAAGAUACUGGCAAACGUGGCAAGGAUCUCAAGCGGGAUGCGUUCGAACUCUGUGAGGAGAGAUGGUGGGAACGCCGGGAGCAGAUCCGCGCUGCCGAAGAUCAAUACGAAGAGCUUGGUGGUAUCGGCGAGAUUGUGGAAAGGGAGCAGAAGACGGGAUCAGGAAGGAGAAGGUAGUCGGAUCAAGAAGGAUUAUGCUACAGCCGGAAUGCGCACCAACCUUUUUGUUUGUUCAUUUAAUAACCCAUUGUAUAUACACGAAACAUCCAUCAAUCAGUUAUAUUACAUUACCCCACCUUACAAUCAUAAUCGAUUUCCUCUA
Myxozyma melibiosi is the source of this 2473-nucleotide messenger RNA. RefSeq lists its product as uncharacterized. Gene Ontology annotation, molecular function: protein binding. The coding region runs from base 388 to 2328 and encodes 646 amino acids. NCBI's taxonomy places the organism in Eukaryota, Fungi, Ascomycota, Lipomycetes, Lipomycetales, Lipomycetaceae. The record is from RefSeq and is a predicted model, not a curated record. The transcript is spliced from 2 exons.